AUGCAUUCGCUCCUGGGCCGGGAAAAGAAAGAAGAAGAAGUCGGGUUCGGGAUCGAUCUGGGUCUGUCUCCGGGCUUUUUGCCCCACGCUGCCACCAUGUUCAGCUGUGUGGGCUGCUUUUGGGUGCUCCUCUCCUCCGCUCUGGUCGCCGUCUGCAGUUUCAGUUUCAUAUCUCCUGCCUGGAUUGUUAAGGACCAGCUGAGGAACAGCCACCACCAACACCAGCAACAGCAGCACCACCACCACCACCACCACAACAGCAAGGACUCUGUGAGCUUCGGCUUGCUGUGGCACUGCUCGGAGUCUCUGGAUCACAUGUACCGAUGCUACACCUUCGGGGGACUGGGCAAAUUUGCGGAGAUCCCCUCCAGCUCCUGGCAGACCAGUGCGGUGCUGUGCUCAGGCGGCUGUGCUCUGCUGGCUGUCAGCUCCCUGUUGGCCAUCAUCACCAUCUUCCUGCCCAGCGGAGGAUGUGAGAGGAGGAUCUGCACCCUGGCUGGAUACAUGCAGAUGGCUGCAGUGUUCAUCAUGGCUGCCGGACUGCUGGUCUAUCCCUUCGGCCUAAACUCCUCUCUGGUCAGAUCCUUCUGCGGGGACUCCGACAUCUACUACGCUGGCGAGUGCCAGAUCGGCUGGGGCUACAUGCUGGCUAUUGUCGGAGUCAUGCUCACUGUCUUCUUGCCCUUUUUUGCCAAAUAUGCACCGAAGGAGCAGCUGUCCCCCACCCCUCUGCCCACGCUGUUAUAGUGCAUUGAAAUGAAGUCUUGUUUUUUUCCUCUAAUGACCAGCCUCUCUAACCUGGGCUUGAUGUCAUGGAGAGACACCUUGCAUCCUAUUUUUAAAGGCGAUGCUGUUUAGGAAGAAGCCCCACCCAGUGCUAACUGAAGCUGACCCUCAACAACUAACACUGUCUUCCUACAUCAUUAUGUAAUUAGUUCCAAUUCAAUUCAUUUAAAAGUAAUGUUUUAUGUUACAGUAAAACUCUGUGGUUAUAAUUUUUACCCUCAGAUCUACAGAUUUCCACAGUUUGACUUAUCUGUUUUCUUCAUGUCAGCUCUGGGGACAAGUCACGGGAUGCAAAGAGUAAUAACCCCAUUUCACGCAAAUUUGAGAACAUUUCCAUAAACAUAACAUACUUGCUUAAAGUGUAAGUGUUUUUUUUCCCUCCUUUCUUUUGUGGAAACAAGUCAGCGUACAGUACACCACAUUCCAAAACAGACUGGAAGUUGUCUGCAUAAAGACAGUGAGAGUAUGAGACUGUGUGGCAGCGUGGCUCGACCAGUCAAAUAACGUUUCAGUACGAAGGUUGUAAAGAACGUUUGAGUCAAAGUGAGAGACACUUGUAAUGAUCGAAAUGCAUCUUGGCAUUUGGACUGUUCAUACGGUCUGGAUUUAACAGAGCUGAUGUUUGAGGUUUGAAAACAGCAAAAUUGAUAAAAGAGCUCUGACACUUCGAGGGAUUUUUGCUCUACAGACGUUUUCUGUCUCCCAGUCCUGUGAUCAGGCCGUGAACCGCUUUUAACUUUCAACGACAGUGCUUUCACUAACUGUCAUAAAGAAGGGACAUCUGACCUGCCGAGAGGAUAAAUGGAAAUCCCUUCUCAUAACAAGGGAGUGAAUCAUAAUAGUAUGUAGUGGUUUCAGAGCAGUGUUGUCAAAAAAAAUUAUGUUGGGAUACUGCAUCCUUUUGUUAACCUUUUUCCUAGAAUUGUUUGUGUAAUGUAACUCCGCUUGUCAAACAUGAACCAUUUUUGUUUCUGACUGCAACACACAAUACUAAACACUCUAAUUCAGGAAAAAAAAAGAUUACAAAAGGCAGGGAGAUGUGGGAAUUUUGUCAAAAAUGCAUGAUAAGAUGGGCUUUGUUAAUGGUAGAACAAUUGAUCUAGAUUUUAAAUGUGAUCUGACCAACUUGUGCCUUUUAACAUAACCAAGACAAGUGUUUAAUACAAUUAUCAGGUUAUCAUCUUUUUCUGCUGUGGAUCCUGUUGUGUGAAGUGAUUUCUUAGUUUUCCUUUUUCCUAUUAUAUUUUUUCCUCUCAGUGGUAAAGUGUUUCAUGUGUACUUGAUACAGUAUGAUCUUGAGAAAAUGUUCUGGAGGAAAUAAAAAAAGAUGUCUUCUAAUCCUUGGAGGAAUUGGCAGAGAGAUGGAAAAAAAAAAAAAGGAAAGCAACGCACUUGUGUUCAAUUAUACCCUGAGAUUUUUUUUUUUUGCCAAUUAUCUAGAAGAGUUAAAUCACUUGAAUCGCUUAUAUGAAAAGGUUGUGACAUGCAGCUAACAGAUUAAUUCCUGGCAUCCUUGUCUUACGUGAUUUAGAGUUUGAGUGGUAGAGAAAGGAGCUGUACAAACUGAACUUCGCCUUUUGUUAUCUGUGCUGAGCUGACACAUUACUCACAUUAUGUGCAAAACGUGGCUUAAAAUAAUUCGCUCCUCGAAUAAGCAAACGUGUUGGUGUGUUUUCGUCAACCCGCUUCUUUUUAAGCGCUGGCACCGUUCCUGUCAUGUUCCAAGGACUACUUCACCGCUUACUGUCCCUGUACACUGCCAAUUUCAUCAAGCUGGACUCCCUUUUCUAGUGGGUGUUUGUGUGCGUAUUAGUGUUUAAUAAUGGGUUGGAGUCUGAUAAUGGGUUAAACUUUAAAUAUUCCCAAAAUUUGGGUUCCCAUAAUGACAUAUCCUGACAUUUAGUAAAUUACUGUGAUUAUGUUGCCAUAUUUGAGAGAAGGUCAGGAGAGAAGUGUUGGUAUUGUAUUGGACCUCAUACUGUGCUUGACUGUGGGAAUGACUGGCAUGACUGCACUGGACUUGUUCCCCUCUUUGUUGAACCAUUGUGUGUAAAGUCUCAGCACUGGUGAAACUGUUUUGGUAGAGUAGAUUAUUGUUUUUUCCAUUGUGAUGUUGGACUGUAAAUAAACUAACUGUACUUGAUAUCACAUGUUAUUCUUAACGGCCCCGUUUUUCAAAGAUAUAUUUUGAGAUAUUACCUCAUCGUGUUUGCUUUACCUGAC
Toxotes jaculatrix (banded archerfish) is the source of this 3009-nucleotide messenger RNA. RefSeq names its product transmembrane protein 211. Lineage: Eukaryota; Metazoa; Chordata; Actinopteri; Toxotidae. The record is from RefSeq and is a predicted model, not a curated record. The transcript is spliced from 3 exons. Bases 1 to 747 code for a protein of 248 amino acids. Gene Ontology annotation, cellular component: membrane.